Messenger RNA from Amaranthus tricolor (Joseph's coat), 1187 nucleotides. RefSeq lists its product as uncharacterized. The record is from RefSeq and is a predicted model, not a curated record. Gene Ontology annotation, molecular function: ubiquitin conjugating enzyme binding; cullin family protein binding; ubiquitin-like protein binding. Gene Ontology annotation, biological process: protein neddylation; positive regulation of ubiquitin-protein transferase activity. Bases 232 to 990 code for a protein of 252 amino acids. The transcript is spliced from 11 exons. NCBI's taxonomy places the organism in Eukaryota, Viridiplantae, Streptophyta, Magnoliopsida, Caryophyllales, Amaranthaceae. Gene Ontology annotation, cellular component: ubiquitin ligase complex.
CACAAAACAAAAUAAAAACUCAAAGGGUAUCAAUUCAAUAGCAAUUGGCGAUUGGGAAAACAAAUUCCCCGAGGAGAGAGAGUAAAAUAGAUCUUGUAAUUGCUACUCUUCAUUUCAAUUAUGAGUAUCAAAGAGUAAAGCCCUAAAUCAGAUUUCUGCUCUUUCACUCUUCUUUUUCGUCCUUUCUCAUCUCUGAUUCUCAUAAUUAGGCCUUUUUCAUUCAUUUCAAAUAUGAACAAAUUAGGAAGAGGUCAUCGUGACAAACUCCAACAGUUUAUGCAAAUUACUGGUGUCAGUGAUAAAGUUGCUAUUCAGGCAUUGAAGGCCGGUGAAUGGCAUCUAGAAGGAGCACUUGAUAUAUUCUACAGUCAGCCUCACAUUAAGUCAUUUACUGAUUCUAGACAUUUGGAGGAGCUUUAUAAUCGUUACAGAGACCCUUAUGCAGAUAUGAUAUUGGCUGAGGGUAUCACUAACCUCUGCAAUGACCUACAGGUUGAUCCUCAAGAUAUUGUCAUGUUGGUUAUUUCCUGGCAUAUGAAAGCUGCAACCAUGUGUGAAUAUUCAAAACAAGAGUUUGUUGGUGGAUUGCAAGCACUAGGGCAAGUGAUUGACUCCCUGGAGAAGCUUAGGGAGAGGCUACCAUACAUGCGUUCGGAACUGAAAGAUGAACAAAAAUUUCGUGAGAUAUACAUAUUUGCAUUUUCAUGGGCGAAGGAAAAGGGCCAAAAGUCUUUGGCAUUGGAUACAGCAAUUGGCAUGUGGCAGCUACUCUUUGCUGAAAGGCAGUGGCCUUUAAUUGAUCACUGGUGUCAAUUUUUACAGGAUCGGCAUAACAAGGCUAUUUCAAGAGACACCUGGGCUCAACUGCUGGAGUUUGUGCGAACAGUAGAUCCGCAGCUGUCGAAUUACGAUGCUGAGGGUGCUUGGCCUUAUCUCAUUGAUGAAUUCGUCGAAUAUUUGUACGAGAAUGGGAUCCUCCAAAGGAAUUAAUGAUGGUUAAUAAGCUUGAUUGGUUAGUUGGGGCAGUUAUUAUGGUUGUUGAGAAUCAAUUGAACAAUUGAAUUAUGUUGUUUCAUAAAACUGUUUAGUAGUACAUUCAAGAAAUUGGGGAAAGAGCAUUGACUUUAAUUGAAACUGUCUUUCAUGUAUUGUUGAUAUGGUGUAUGUAUCUAUUGUACUUUCUAGAA